Molecule: messenger RNA, 3726 nt
Organism: Heteronotia binoei (common prickly gecko)
Lineage: Eukaryota; Metazoa; Chordata; Lepidosauria; Squamata; Gekkonidae
Gene: RSPRY1
Product: ring finger and SPRY domain containing 1
Exons: 15
Coding region: 404-2131 (575 amino acids)
Cellular component (GO): cytoplasm
Molecular function (GO): protein binding; ubiquitin-protein transferase activity
Source: RefSeq, a predicted model, not a curated record
AAAGGGGUGUGACUAGUUGCCCCGGGAUACGGAGCGGGAAGGAGGGGAAGAAAGAAAGAAAAGAGGGAGGAGCCGCCUGGCGGGGAAGGGGGCGGAGCCGCCGCGCGCGGAAUGGGAAGGCUCGUUGGGGCCUCCUCCAUCUUCCCAGACCGCCGCGUUGCCGCUGCCUGAGGAGAAGAUGCCACAAAGGGGCUGCGCAGCCAACGCCACCGCCCGCUCGACCUCCGGCCUGGCAGGCUGAGUGAAGAAAAGGGGGCCUUCUUUUGAAUAUCAAAUGUGUAUCUCCAGUGAGAAUGUCAGAAUCUAAACCAGCCAUUUUCCAUCCAUUCCACUUAUUACAAACUCCUAUGAUGCAAAGGCCACUAUUCAGGAUCCAAAAAACAUUGCUCUUAAAACUGUCUAGAUGAUUGUCGUUGCUUUGAUUGUGUUCUAUGUGAGCAGAAGCCUUCUCCGAGGUUUACGGCUGACUCUUGAACAGCAUAUUCGUUGUUUGCUGCAAACCUUGGGGGAUACCAGCAUGGGCAAUUCCUGCAUUUGUCGAGAAGAUAGCGGGGCAGAAGACAAUGGGGAGUCCAGGAGUCGCCAGGCAGAGAACAGCAGAAUACCAGUACCUGAAACAAGGAGCCAUUUGAGAGACCCAGUAAGACCCCCACGGCGGGGCCGGGGGCCGCAUGAACCAAGAAGGAAGAAACAGAAUGUAGAUGGAUUAGUACUUGACACAUUGGCAGUAAUUCGGACGCUGGUUGACAAUGACCAGGAACCUCCUUUUUCGAUGAUGACUUUGCACGAAAUGGCUGAAACAGAUGAAGGCUGGCUGGAAGUUGUCCAAUCCUUAAUUAGAGUUAUUCCAUUAGAAGAUCCCCUGGGACCAGCUGUUAUAACUUUACUACUGGAUGAGUGUCCAUUGCCAACAAAAGAUGCACUGCAGAAGUUAACAGAAAUACUGAAUUUAAGUGGAGCUGUAGCUCGCCAGGAUGCCUGUCAUCCUGCCAAACAUCGGAACACAACUGCAGUACUGGGCUGUUUGGCAGAAAAACUUGCAGGCCCUGCAAGUAUAGGUUUACUCAGCCCAGGAAUAUUGGAAUACUUACUGCAGAGCUUGGAUUUCCAGUCCCAUCCCACAGUAAUGCUUUUUGCACUAAUAGCCCUGGAAAAGUUUGCACAAACCAGUGAAAAUAAAAUCACAGUGUCAGAAACAUGCAUUAGUGACAUGCUUGUCUUAUUAGAGAAAUGGACAAAUCACCCAGACUAUUUAAAACGGCAAGUUGGAUUCUGUGCCCAGUGGAGUUUGGACAAUCUAUUUUUGAAAGAAGGCAGACAGUUUACAUAUGAGAAAGUUGACUUGACCAACAUUAUGGCCAUGCUGAAUAGUAACGAUGUCAGCGAAUACCUUAAGAUCUCACCGCAUGGGCUGGAGGCUCGAUGUGACGCCUCCUCUUUUGAAAGCGUUCGAUGUACCUUCUGUGUGGAUUCUGGAGUUUGGUACUAUGAAGUCACAGUCAUUACUUCAGGAGUAAUGCAGAUAGGCUGGGCUACCAAAGAUAGCAAAUUUCUCAACCACGAAGGUUACGGUAUUGGGGAUGAUGAGUACUCCUGUGCAUAUGACGGCUGCCGGCAGCUGAUUUGGUAUAACGCCAGAAGUAAACCACAUUCCCACCCAUGCUGGAAGGAAGGUGACACAAUAGGAUUUUUGCUAGAUCUACAAGAUAAGAAAAUGAUUUUUUAUUUAAAUGGAAACCAGCUUCCUGCUGAGAAGCAAGUCUUUUCUUCUGCUGUGUCUGGCUUCUUUGCUGCAGCUAGUUUCAUGUCUUACCAACAGUGCGAGUUCAACUUUGGUGCAAAACCUUUCAAAUAUCCACCGCCCGUUAAAUUUAGCACCUUCAAUGAUUAUGCCUUCCUGACAGCAGAAGAGAAAAUAAUUUUACCAAGACAUAGACGCCUGGCCUUGUUAAAGCAAGUUAGCAUCCAAGAAAAUUGCUGCACUCUUUGCUGCGAUGAAAUAGCAGACACAGAACUCAGGCCGUGUGGGCACAGUGAUCUGUGCAUGGAGUGUGCCUUGCAACUAGAGACCUGCCCCUUGUGUCGACAGGAAAUACAGACCCGAGUUCGACAGAUCGCUCACAUUUCAUGACACGUGGGAAAAAAAUCUCAUGGAUUUUGCCUCUAAUCCAUUCCAUCCAGUGCCAGAGGGGGGAGAAGGGCAUCUUGAGCCAGUCAGUAGACCUGCUGAACGUCCAGCCGUGCCCUGGUUUCCAUACUGGACAAGAGCCUUUUCUCUCCUAGGAUCUGUGAAAGUGACUCCACUGCCUCAGAGCUGUGGAAUCUUCUUUUAACAGCAAUGAAAGUUGUAUGGGCAACACAGAGUUACCUGUUUGGUUUGUCUGUAGCCAAGACUGCUGGAGUCUCCUUUUCUUUCCCUCACUACCCCCACCCCUUUCCUUCCUCCAUCUUUCCCUGCUCCUUCCGCUUGCAGUUCACACGCUGAAGAUUUUGCACUGGAAAUGUUAUGGUUCAUGAUACCCCUAAAUUGGGGACAUAUCCAUCUCUCAGACCUUUUUUUAAAAUUUUGGCAGCCAUCAUGCACAUGAAACAAAAUACCAAUAUUUCCUGGUCAAUGUAGCUUCCUGCUGGUCAGAGAGACCCUCUGUACUUUUUGGACUGUUGACAUGAAAACAUUCAAAGACUUGAAAUCUACAUGAAGAAACUGAUUUUGUACAGAAGGUGCAGAGACUAUAGAAGAAUCCAAAUUUUUUUGAUAACUCAGUGAUUCCAAAGAACAUUGAUCCUUUUGGUUUUUUUAACUACAGAAACUUGGUGGUUAUUUUCAUUUGUUGUGUUUCUAAUUACUUCAGUAUCUACAUUUUUGUGAAAACAAAAUUUCAGAAGGAAUCCUUAACAAUAAUCACAGUGCUGGACUGGAGAGUUUGUUAUUUUGGGUGUUUUAAGGUACCAUCUGUCAUUGCUUUUUUUAAAAAAAAAAUAUUCUUGCAGGUUCUGUACAUUUAAAAAAUACUGAGGUAUAGAUCUCAAGAUCUGGAAAGAAUACAGAGCAAAUGUGUUGAUAUCAUUUUGAAAGAAAAUACAUGUUUGAAUAGCAAAGUCAGCCUAGGUUUGUUAAAUUGCAGGGUUUUUUAAGGAGACUCUUAAACCCAUGACCGUUUUAUUUUUACUAAGUUUGUGGCCACAUACCAUGCAUUCAUACUCAGGCUUUUCCAUGAGCUUGUGAAAUGGCAGGGCUUUAAAAGUGCAACAAAGAAGUCCCAAGAAAUUCAUACAGUUGUAUAUUUAUGUGUGGUUUGGUACAGGCCUUCAGUCGGGAAGCAGAAAAAGGCAUUUCAAUUUCAUAAGCAUCUUGGCUUCUUAAUUAUUCAAACAAAAGUAUGGUUCUAGCCCAUAUGACUGUGAAAAUGUACUUCAUAGCACAUGCACAUAGUGCUUAAUGAGGUCUCAGAAGCCAGAGAGGUAGCUUAAAACGUGUGCCUGGGAUUGGGGAUUUGGUGCCCUGCAUAUCUCUUUGCCCCUCAUCACUCUCCCCAGUUAGGAGAAAUUAAGCAAAUUUCCUUGAUUCAGGGGGUGGGGUGAAAUUCAGUAUUUCUUGCUGCACUUAAAACAAAAUUAAACUUUGUAGAGAGAGUGCACAGCCUUAGAUCUGGUCCUUCUCAGUUUCAAUUCAGUUUUACACUUCUGUCCCAAAUACAUUUGCUUUGAAAUAAGUUUUAAAUUUUA